GGUUAGACCCCCCCACGGGAUGACUGAGACUUGAAAUUCCUAUAAUCAGCCUAGACGGCGGUUAUAAUGUUGAGUUAAAAGCAAGAAUUACAAACUGGAAAAGGUGAUGGAUCCAACACCUACACAUGUUGGUGUUAGUCAAGACAGCGUUGGAAUGUUCAGCAAUGCGAACGCGGAAUGCGAUUGCUCGUGCGUUGUUGCGGAUGUUUAGGGUGGAUAAUCGGUACGCUGGGGAGAUGCCUGGGGCAGGAGAUUCUGCAGAGAAAAUCUGGGGGCGAGGGGGGGUUUAUACUCCGAGGGAAAGUGCGCGCCUUCCCAAUUCGGCUCCGCCGAUGCGCUGCCGGCGACAGGCCAACUCCAUUGGCGGGCGCUCAACACUAACAUGUGGCGAGAUCGAUGCCAGCCUAGCGGAGGCCAAGGUACCGUCCUCACAGGACUCCUGUCUACGCCUCGUCCGAGCAUACAUCCACUGUAGCCAUCACCUAUAUGAUUGCUGCCACUCUCGGCAGCGCCUAACAGAUUGGAUAUCCCCUCCCUUAGUCGGUUUGACGUCGGUGGUAUCGUUCAUGGAUGGUCUAUCGGAUCUGGGUACGCAGAAUGCAUGCUGCUGAACCUAAGUGCCGUAUCUAGUAAUCGAGGAAUUGGGCAUCCCGACUGAUCAACCGAUCUGCGGGUUGUGUGAUAGCAACGCGCCUGCAUUCAUGCAUACCAGAUUCAUUUACGCUCGUUCGCCCGGGAACUAGGCCAGCCACACCCAACCGUGAGCCA
This is a messenger RNA of Aspergillus fijiensis CBS 313.89, 768 nucleotides long. RefSeq lists its product as uncharacterized. Bases 126 to 611 code for a protein of 161 amino acids. The transcript has a single exon. The record is from RefSeq and is a predicted model, not a curated record. Lineage: Eukaryota; Fungi; Ascomycota; Eurotiomycetes; Eurotiales; Aspergillaceae.